GACAUAAAGAUAUACAGUAAUAAUAAAACAUACAGGAUGACUGAAGUGGGAGAGUUGUGUAAAACAAACCUCAAAGGAGCAAUUUAACCGUUAACAUCGUUCUUCAAUAAUGCACAGCCUCUGAGUAGAACAUAUUAAUGCAUUAAAUGACAGAAAAGACCACAAAGGAAGCAGAUUAACUGUAACUAGAGAAUCCUAUUGAUAAAGGAGAAGCUGAGACAGACUGACAACUGACAAAGAAAAUGCCAAACUGGGGAGGUGGAAAAAAGUGUGGCGUUUGCCAGAAAACAGUAUACUUUGCAGAGGAAGUUCAGUGUGAGGGCGGCAGUUUCCACAAGUCCUGUUUCUUGUGCAUGGUCUGUAAGAAGAACCUAGAUAGCACCACAGUGGCAGUUCAUGGAGAGGAGAUUUACUGCAAGUCCUGCUAUGGCAAGAAGUAUGGACCUAAGGGUUACGGUUUUGGGCAAGGAGCUGGUACCCUAAGCAUGGAUAAAGGAGAAGCACUGGGCAUAAGGCACGAGGAUGCCCCAGGACACCAGCCUACAAAUAAUCCUAAUGCAUCAAAAUUUGCUCAGAAAGUUGGGGGAGCUGAUGUGUGUCCUCGGUGUGGAAAGUCUGUGUACGCUGCAGAAAAAGUGAUUGGUGGAGGAAAUUCCUGGCACAAAGCCUGCUUCCGCUGUGCAAAAUGUGGCAAAGGUUUGGAAUCUACGACUUUGGCUGAUAAAGAUGGAGAGAUAUUCUGUAAAGGAUGCUACGCCAAGAACUUUGGGCCUAAAGGUUUUGGAUUUGGUCAAGGAGCUGGAGCUUUGGCUCACACCUAAUAAUGUCCCUGAUAUUUUCAUAUUCAACAGCCACAAUUUGAUGUCCCAAACUUACUUUGUUCUAUUACUAUCCUGAACUAGAGGGAAACUAAGAUGGCUGCCAUCAUACACUGCUCUUUUUAGAUUUCAGCUUUGAAUGUAUUUUUUACACAUGUAUAGUUGUGAAUACAUUUAUUAGUUUGUAUAUUCACAAGUCUGCACUAACAUGAAAAGGUUUAGGACCUUGGUAAUUUUAAAUUGAAAGUGAAUUUUGCUAGUAAAAAAAUAAAACUAACUUAAAGACAGAUUUAUUGGUUCAUGAUUCAAUGCUCAUGCAAGUUUGUCUAGACCAGUAAUGGCUAACUUUGGCACCCCUGAUGUUUUGGAACUACAUUUACCAUGAUGCUUAGGCACUCUACCGUCUAGUUGAGCUUCAUGGGAAAUGUAGUUCUGAAACAUCAGGGGUGCCAAGAUUAGCCAUUACUGGUCUAGACUGUCUUGACAAGCCUGCACAGGUGACCCAAAAUGUCACCAAAUCUACAAAAGUCAAAUGGGUUUUUAAAUAUAUACACGUACUUAAGCACAUACCCGUAAUAUCCAUAUUUAAAGGUAUUUAUAUUUUAAAAAGUAAACCUAUUUAUAUAUUAGUAAUCAAUUUAACACAAAUUUUACAUUUUCACCCACACAAGCACUAAUAUAAUGGAACAUUCCAUAUUGCAGCUACUCAGAGCUCUUUGUUUUGAGCCCAUUUCCUGGGGCUCUUGCUUUUGACGUGCCAGCUUUUUCACACAGCCAUAGGCAUAGGAAUUAUUUAUGUAAUAAAGAUGUAUUUUCAAAAUUAAA
Messenger RNA from Bombina bombina (fire-bellied toad), 1643 nucleotides. RefSeq names its product cysteine and glycine rich protein 1 (gene CSRP1). The coding region runs from base 243 to 821 and encodes 192 amino acids. The record is from RefSeq and is a predicted model, not a curated record. NCBI's taxonomy places the organism in Eukaryota, Metazoa, Chordata, Amphibia, Anura, Bombinatoridae. The transcript has 6 exons. Gene Ontology annotation, biological process: sarcomere organization; muscle tissue development. Gene Ontology annotation, molecular function: structural constituent of muscle; actinin binding. Gene Ontology annotation, cellular component: Z disc; nucleus; cytoplasm.